AUGGACCUUGCUCGUUAUGUCGAUGCGCUGAACGGCCGACUUCUGUUCGCGAUCCCCAAGAAAGGGCGGUUGCACGACAAGUGCUUGGAACUGUUGGCAGGUGCCGACAUCCAUUCCAACCACAACAUGGCAUUGGUCUUCCUACCCGCGUCCGACAUCCCCUCAUUCGUCGGGAAGGGUAACGACGUGAUCAAGGAGUCCCAAAUGCAGCAGCACGUCACCGAGGUCCUCCCGCUCAACUUCGGCAAAUGCGCGCUGCAGGUGCAGGUCCCGGAGGCGGGGCCAGUCCAGUCCGUCGAGCAACUCACGGGCAAGCGCGUCGUUACCUCCUUCGAGGUCCUCUCUGGCGAGUACUUCGGGAGGCUCGACGACCAGCUCGGCCUCGUCGGCGACAAGAAGACGAGGAUUGAAUACGUCGGCGGCAGUGUUGAGGCGGCGUGCGCGCUCGGGCUCGCUGACGGUAUCGAGUCUGGCGAUACGAUGCGCGCGGCGGGCCUGCACGCCAUCGCGACGCUCCUGCAGACCGAGGCGGUGCUCAUCAAGUCGAGCACGCCGAAGCACGAGUCGCUCGACCCGCUCAUCAAGCUGAUCACCGCCCGCAUCGCCGGCGUUGUCGCCGCGGGCAAGUACGUCGUCUGCGAGUACAACAUCACCCGCGCGAAGCUGCACGACGCGACCACCAUACGCCCGGCCGCCGACGAGGCGUGGGUCGCGGUGAGCAGCAUGGUCGAGAAGAAGCGCAUAGCGGACGUCAUGGACGAACUCGUCAAGAUGGGGCCGAGACAUACUCAUCUUCAAUCUCGACAACUGCAGAGUAUAGGCGCCGGACCGUGGUCACGUACGCUGUCGGCAGCAAGGACUGUAGAUCUAGUAUUUAUUGCAUACAUAUUGCUCAUGAAGUGUUGA
Messenger RNA from Fomitopsis serialis, 906 nucleotides. RefSeq names its product ATP phosphoribosyltransferase. Bases 1 to 906 code for a protein of 301 amino acids. NCBI's taxonomy places the organism in Eukaryota, Fungi, Basidiomycota, Agaricomycetes, Polyporales, Fomitopsidaceae. The transcript is spliced from 9 exons. The record is from RefSeq and is a predicted model, not a curated record. Gene Ontology annotation, molecular function: ATP phosphoribosyltransferase activity; magnesium ion binding. Gene Ontology annotation, cellular component: cytoplasm. Gene Ontology annotation, biological process: L-histidine biosynthetic process.